Gavialis gangeticus (Gharial) is the source of this 8360-nucleotide messenger RNA. RefSeq names its product pleckstrin homology and RhoGEF domain containing G4 (gene PLEKHG4). The record is from RefSeq and is a predicted model, not a curated record. Bases 708 to 6611 code for a protein of 1967 amino acids. Gene Ontology annotation, molecular function: guanyl-nucleotide exchange factor activity. NCBI's taxonomy places the organism in Eukaryota, Metazoa, Chordata, Crocodylia, Gavialidae. The transcript has 22 exons.
GUGUAAGCUGUGUGCUGUGAGUGCCUCUGUGCUGUGCACAGCUUGCUGUUAAUGAGUGCUGCGCUCUCAUUGCAGGAGAGUUUAAAGAUUAUUUUACCUGAAAGUUCAAGUAAUAAGAACUUGUUCUCAUUCUUCUUCUGUCUUUGUUGCACAAGAAGCUCCACAUCAUGCAGUGACUGCAUCUUGAGGGUCUGAGCUGUAUUGCAUCCUGAUGCUAUUUUGACAUUCUCUCCUGACAGGAUUCAGAAUCCCUGGACAGCUGCAUACAGAAUACGUUAUCAGUGCUCUACCCUCCAUUUGAGGCCACAGCAGCCACUGUUCUGUGCCAGGUUUUUGAUGUGGUGGAGAAGACUUACCGGGGGGAUGGACUGCGCUACCUCAUAGAUUUCCUGAUCCCAGCAAAGCACAUCUUGCAGUGUGUUCAGCAGGAUGCCUGUGUUCAGUACUAUGGCUUGCUGUUCCGCCAUGAAGGCUGGCCUCUGUGUGUCCAUGAGAAGAUUGUAGUCCAGCUGGCUUCCAUUGACUGGCGAGCCCUAAAGCCUGGUGACUUCUACCUGCAGGUGGUGCCCUACCUGAAGAAGUCUCCACGAAUAGUACUGAAAUGUUUGGCAAGGGACAAACAUAAUGUGGAGGAAGUUGUGGUCCCAGAAGUCUCCUACACUUCUAUUUUCACUCUGGAAUGGCUGGAUUCCAUCAAUGGAGAACGAAUGGGUACAGUACUGGAAAAUUGUUUACUAGCCACUGAUGAUAAAAUAUUUCGGGUUCCAUGGGAUAAAAUUGUUAAUCCUGAAUUUAUUGAUAAACCUAAGCUAACUGAAAAUAACAUCACUGAUCUCAUGGAAGAAUCUUCAAUUUUGUGCUUUCCAGUGGAGCAUCCCACAUGCAACUCACCAACUCCAGGACCUCAAGAUUUUCAGGAGCAAAAAGUGACACAAGUCAGUUUGGUUGUUAGCAGGAGAGCCCAGCAAUUGGACAGCCCCAUUUUCAAUGGUAAUAGUGCAACUUCUGUGCCUCAGGAGAACUCCGAAAGUGACCCAGAAGGGGAGUAUGUAGAGCUUACAGAUGUUUUGUUGCCAAGAUUUGGGCCACAAACAGGGUCCUUAACUCAGUCAGUUGCCUUAAAUUAUAGGACCCAACCCAGAACAAAAGUGAAUGUAUCUAAGGACAAACAGAGGCAUAUUGUCAUUCGAGACAGUAGCACAUGCUCAAAGAAUUUGGUUCAUUCAGCACUUAUGCAAAACGAGCACAAUCAAACAGACGCAUUGCGGACUUCUUACUCAGAGGUGCUAGAAAACGUAAUUCAUUUAGAAAACAACAAAAUGAUGGGACACAGGGAAAUGUUACAAAAAAAUCAGCCAGAAUCAGGUGUCCCUGGCCACGUGGGGAAUUCAGAUUCCAGCUGUCACAUGGAUGCGUAUCCAGAUAGCAAUGCAGAGGGCCCAUCCAGGCAAGAGGCACAAAGUGAGCACUCAAUAGACUGGAGGUACGCAAUGUGCAGUUACAAUGAUGCUUGUGCUGGAGACAGUGCCGAGUGCAAAACACAGUUCGUAGAGAGUCCUGGGAAAACAGAAACUGAAAAUGAUCUCUCAGGUGCAGACACUGGUAAGGGAGCUUCAGAGCAGAGCCCAGGAGCACUUGCAGAGGAUGUUACCACUAAGGAGGAGCCAGUGCAGUCAAGAGACCCUGAGCACAGUGAGAGCCCCGCGGGGGGGGUGUCUGCACUAUCAGUCAGAGAAAGUUCCGGACCACGGCACAGGCAUGAGGGGGGCUCUGAGAACAACUGCCAGACCCGUCAUGGAAGUGCUGUUCUCCCCUCAACACCAGCCCAGGCAGCCACACCAUCCACACUUACAUCAGUAUCCUCAGAGAUGGCAGAGGGCUGCUCCCAUUCAUUAGAGAAAAUGUCAGGUAAAAUUGAACACAGUCACUGCAGUGAUCAGCAGGCAGAAAUGAGUCCUCCAUUAAGUCAGCCUGAAGAGUUGAACCAACGACAAGUGGACCUGUUAAGAGAGUUAAGCUGUAGCACUGGGAGAGUCUGCAGAGAGCCUGAACAAACAUGCCCUGGGAAUGAGAGGCAGAACGGCCAUAAAUCCUCCUCUGCUGUCGAAGAGGAGAUUGAUGGACAUUUGUCACAGGAUAAGGGACAGGAGGUCAGGGGCUGCAUACAAAAGAAGGCUGAAGAAGACAAACCACUACAAACCACUGGACCAGUGGAGAGCAAUCAGCCAGGGGAGGAGCCAGAUGACAAGAAUAGCCCUUUGGACACUGGUUCACAAGCUGAGGGCGCCAACCAAAUUGAAAUGCAAGUGAGUGGAGAUAGAGGCAAGGAAGCACAGUGCUGUAUGGAAACUCAGGCUCAUAAUAGUGAAGUGAACUUCCGGCUUUUGCAACCCACCAGGGAAGAGGUUGACCUGGAUCCUGUGGCAGGGCAGGAUUUGCAAGGAAAUGAGGAGAACAAAGCAGAGUUGUACAGAAGGUGUGCUCCAAAGCCUGGGCGGGAAUCUGCAAUUUUAGAAUCUGUAGAUGGGCUGAAUUCCAAUGCAGAGGGUAUGGAGGCCUCAUCACCCCCUUCAGCAUUUUCUGAUGAGGAUACUAAUAAGCAAAUAGAGUUGAUUGAAAAGAGCGGUAGCACAAACCUCAAUGCUCCGAAAUCCAAGCCAGAAUCACCUUCUGAAGCUUCAUCUCUUCAAAGAAUGGAAGGGGUGGAAAAGGUAAAAGAAGGAAUCUGCACAGAUUUGCCGGUGCCGGUGGAUAGAGCUUGUGCCCGGGAGGAAAACUCAACAGCUGUUGCUCGCCAAGAUUCCACAUCUUUUACAUCACCAAGAAGUCCUCAAAGUGUACCCACUAUAGCAAGGGAUGUGAACCUGGAAGUCCUCAUGAGUGGAGUUGCCUGCCUGCCUGGCACUAGAGACAAAAGUGGACACGCUGUGGCUAUCAUCACAAUGAGGAACACGAUUUGGUUAAACCCCCACUGCAACACCAGUGAGCUGGUGCGCCUCCUCCUGUACUUACACAGCAUCCCAAGACCAGGGUGCCAAGCUUUGGGUCUGACCAUACUAGUCGAUGCUCGUCGUUGUUCACCUGUUCCUGCCCUUUUUAAGGCUUUCAACAUACUGCAGGACAUGGUCCCUCAUUGUAUUCAUGGAGUUCUAUUGCUUGUUGAAAGAGAUCUCACUUUUCGGAUGGAGAAGCCAACAGCUGCCCAGUUUGAGCUUCUCACCUCAAUGAAGUCCCUGCACAAGCACAUAGACAGCUCGCAGCUGCCCCUCGAAUUGGAUGGAACCUUUCCUUACUGUCAUCGGGACUGGCAAAGCUUUCGCAUGAAACUAGAGCAUCUGCUACAAGGAUGUCAGGGAGCUUGUGCUUUCCUGCAGGGGGCCAUUCACAGUGUGGAAUCUGGUAGACUGCCGGAAAGAGCUGCGGAGGCUGCUGCUUUGUUGAGGCAUUACAGACAGUUAAUGAAGAAUGUUCUUGAUGACACACGACUGGUCAGACUACAGCUGGAGGGUGGUGCCCUCCUGGCUAAGCUGAGGAAGGAAGAGUCCUGUGUAACCCUCACUGAUGACUACAGGGACGCACUGGAUGCUGCUACCCUGCUUUAUAAUGAGGUGGAUGAAGGUGUCCAUCGGCUGGUGAUGUUGUCAAACAAACGCAUCCAGGAGCUGGAGCUAGUGAUGGAGUUUGAGAGCUGUGAAGAAUGUUUUAAGGAGGUCAGCAGUUGGAUUGAGAAUGUUGGCAGGAAGCAGCUGAAGGAAAUGAUCAACUUGGAUGAUUCACUGGAGAUAUUACUUCAAACACAGAAACAGUUCAGGGAAUUUGAUCUUGUUGCCAGUGAAUGUUGUAGAAGGGGGCAGGAAGUGCUGAAGAAACUGAACAGGUGGGAAGACUUUUCCUCUAAAGACCUUCACAUUUAUGGGGUUAAGCUGCAAGCAUAUAGAAAUCGAUUGGAGGAAUUCUGCACCCACCUGGAUGAAAGCAGGAGUCGGAUUAGUGAGACAGUCAGGCUGUAUGAAUUCUUUGACAAGGCUUAUGAGUGGGCACUAGAAGGGAUGCGACACCUUGCCUGCAUCAGCAUGGAGGACUGCAGCUCCUCUGAGCACUGUGCAGCUGUGAUCAAGUGUUUGGAAAGCUACAAGGGACAGCACCCAGAAAUCAGUGAUGCCAAGUUCCAGGAGAUGAAAGAGCUUGCAUGUGAGCUCAAGAGUGACAAGGGGCUAAAGCAGUGGAAAUUUGCCUGGUCCAAGUGCCAGGAGACAAAACUGGUCUUUGAGAAGAAGCUGGAAGCUGCUCUGAGAACACAAAGGUCUCUGCCAUCAGACCGGAAGCCAGCUGAUGGGGAGCUGGCCAGGCCUGGCAGUGAGGGUGGUAGCUUCUCUCACAGGAGACACUCUGAGGGGGCUGCCCAUGGACUGCCCUUGGACAGGAGUCAAGGUGGAUCCCACUUCUACAGCAGAUCAAAUCGCUCCCCUGGGUGGACUAAGGAAAAGACUCUGUUGCCAUCCACGAGCAGCUAUGGGGAUAUAAGCGUUGGGGAAGAUUUUACCUACCAAGCAACUCCCAGCAUGAGUCCCAGCUCAAGCAGGGCUUCCCUUAGUGUGGGGGGCUCUGAGGCAUCAAAACUUCCAGGCAAUGUGCCUGAGGAGAAGCCAAACCUGGAGAGCAUCUUGGAAAUCCUUGAAGUGAAGCUACCCAGCUCCUCCUCUCCAGCUUCCAAGAGGCCACCUCCCAAGAGAACACUGAGAAAGGCUCAAAGCUUUGACCUUCCUUGCAGUGAGAGCCUGCGCUCUAGUUGCCAGAGGACUCUGAGUGAGCCAGCCAGGUAUGGCAACACAGGGGUCUUCAUUAAGGGGCUGGAAGUAAGCAGCACUGAGCUCGUGGACAGGACUUGCACGUCACGGCAGCAAAUUGCCUACAGCUGGGCUGCGGACUGUCUGCCGGAAGCACAGAAGAGCUUCAUCUCCACACCAGAAGCAAGAAGCAGGGGCAGUAAAUUGCGGCAUAUCAUUGAUGAGAUGGUGACCACAGAGCGGGAGUACGUGAAAUCUUUGUGCUACAUCAUCAAGAGCUACUUUCCUGAGAUGGAGCGUACAGACCUUCCUCAGGACCUGAGGGGGAAGCGCAGUGUCAUUUUUGGAAACCUGGAGAAACUCUAUGACUUCCACAGCCAGUAUUUCCUGCGGGAGCUGGAGAGCUGCUGCAACCACCCACUACGGGUCAGCCACUGCUUCCUCAGACAUAAGGACCAGUUUGGGAUGUAUGCAUUAUACAGCAAAAACAAACCCAAAUCUGACUCGCUGCUGGCCAGCCACGGGAACACCUUCUUUAAGUUCAAGCAGGUGCAGCUUGGGGAUAAGAUGGACUUGGCCUCCUACCUACUGAAACCCAUCCAGCGCAUGAGCAAAUAUGCCCUUCUCCUGAAGGACUUAAUAAAGGAAUGUAGCGAGGCCCAGGAGCAGGAGCUGGGCUACCUUCGAGCAGCAGAGGAGAUGGUGAAAUUUCAGCUUCGGCAUGGCAAUGACUUGCUAGCCAUGGAUGCCAUCCGAGACUGUGACGUGAACCUCAAGGAGCAGGGGCAGCUGGUGCGGCAGGAUGAGUUCACCAUUUGGUUGGGUCGCAAGAAGUGCCAGAGGCAUGUCUUCCUGUUUGAGGACCUGAUCCUCUUCAGCAAGCCCAAGAGAAUUGAAGGAGGCUUUGACGUGUACAUCUACAAGCGCUCUUUCAAGACUGCAGACAUUGGCCUGACGGAGAACUCUGGGGACAGCGGUCUGCGCUUCGAGAUCUGGUUUCGCAGGCGGAAGUCCAGUGACACAUACAUCCUCCAGGCCAACACAGCUGAGACCAAACAAGCCUGGACCAGUGACAUAGCCAAGAUCCUGUGGCAGCAGGCUGCCCGCAAUAAAGAAAUCCGCAUGCAGGAGAUGGUUUCCAUGGGGGUCGGGAACAAGCCCUUCCUGGAUAUCAAGCCCAGUGAGGCUGCUAUCAAUGACCGGGCCAUUGAUUACAUCAUGAAAGGCAGAGGUGCUAGGACCAGGGCUUCAAUUGCAGUGUCCCUGUUUGACCAUGCAAAUCCCUACAAGCGGACACAGACAUCACUCUCCACCAGCAGUGUCCCCUCUGCCUACGGUCCUUCUUCCUCCUCGCUGCUCGGCCCUCUCAAUCUGCACAUGUACCUGGACCAGGCCCUGCUACCAGGUGUGCUGGCCACUAGCCACCCCUUCGAUGUUGGCACCUGCAUUGAAGAAGAUGAGCUGGAGCAGGAAACCAGCAGCCAGCCAUCAAUGAGUUUGAUUGCUGCUUCCAGUGAACCCACUAAAGACCCUGUGUCUUUGACCAGCAGGAGGAGGAGUACAUUUGUGGAGGCAUGUUCUCAUGAACAGGCCAUUUGGUCACCUGUGCACAUGUUCCAGCACAACAGCAGACUCCUUGAAACAGCCCAGAACCUGGCCUUUGGCUUGGGAGCACCCCAGUUAGUUCUCUGUUUUGUAAAGUUAAUAGCUGUCCUGUUGGAUGGAAGCCAGGGCCUCCAAGCCCAAGAGUCCUUUAUUUAUGUAAUAACAGAUAACAUAGAAAUUUGGAAGAGUGUCCUAUUUGUAAAGCUCUGUUGUGUAUAGGCUGUGACAACUGAUUUGGUUCCUCUUUGCUCAGUGAGCUGCACAUUUUAUAAAGUUCAUGGAAGGGCACAAGGGAAGAAACAAAGUAAUUAAUAAAAAUAGCUGAACUUGCCAUUUCAGCUUUCUGCCGAGCUGGAGUGUACAGAUUAUGUCCUUCCUCUUGUUUUAGGUUUUCCUAGCAUAGCAAUAAUUUAUUUUCUUAGCUUAACCCUUGGUUUUGAUAAACCCCCUCUCCUUGUUACAGAGUUUGUUUCUUCAGAUGAUUCUUCAAGUGCCUCAGUGCUGAUCUGCCCUGGUCUCAGUAACUUUUCUCUGCUGUAGACUCUCCUGGCUCCCUUUCUUAUUGGUAGAGUAAAUGACAACCAAACCAUACAAAACUAGAGCACAUCCUUCAUAAGAGAAAGGAGGAGACACCCUAGUGGGCAGCAAAUUCCCCUGGACGUGGUGUGGGGAAUGUGGUGGGGAACAGUCCUACCAAAUCCAGGAGGCUUACUCAGCCACCCCAACUGUUUCCUGCCUGUAGCACAGCUCUGGUUUUAGAGAAAGGGGGAAUGGUCUAUUCUGUCCUGCCCCUGUUUUAUUGCCGUUGGGGGUGCAGAGCUCUCACAGGCAAGAGCCCGAACCUUUGGUUAAAAUCAACUUCUAACAGGACAGGGUGUAAGUGGCAGGACACAUUACAGGAAAUGAAGGGUUGUGCCCAGUGUAGAUGGAUUGGGAUGAAAUGGAAGUGCAACAGCCUAGCUUGUCUUUGACUUUAGCUUAUCAGAGUUUAUGCCUCACUUCAGUUCCAACUCACUGACAUUGUGCUUGCAAGUGUGUUGCUACUUCCAGUAGGUUUGGUGGAGGCCAUGACUGUAAGUAGCAGAUACUGAGUAUGAUGAGCCCAAUUAAUCAUGCCACUGAAAUGUCAAAACCCCUAGUGUUAACUUAGUGUAUUUAAGUUGGAGGCAAAAAUGUCCUCUUUCUGAGGCCUCUCGUUAGUAACAACUGAGCUGGGUCAGUAAGGGCUGUCAGUAAAGCCUGACUCAAUACUUUCUGAGCAUACUUAGCUUGUGCCACUUUCAUGUAAGGAGACAUGAAAACAUGCUGAUGAAGGUCCCAUUUACUUUAAUUGCUACAAAACCCUCAUUCCCAGCUUCCACAAUUGCACAUCAUAUCUGGCCUUAAUAACAAACACAAGGGUUUCUUUGUCCCUGCAACUUCUCCAUGUAUUUGCUGGGUUCAGUCUAUUCACAAUGCACUGCUUUAGUCUUAUACACAUUAAAUCUCAUGGGCACAUCCUUUGCAUAUUAACCAUGUUCCUUUUAGUUUUGAAAUCUGUGUACUGUACAUAUGCCAUUUAUUUUUACCUGUUGUUUAUUUUCAUAAGCCAACUGUUACAUGUUUUUUCAGCCAUAUUCCUUUUUAGAUGACAAAUGGGAAGAAAACCAAUUAACCGCAUUGUACAGUAGCAACUAGUGGGAAAUGGUUGGACAGGAGAGAUCAUAAAAAGCAGUUCUGUGAAAUCUUUCAAUAAUGCUAAACUUUGUGCUGUCAACACAGCAGUAGCUGGUGCCACUAAAGAGGGAAAGAAUUUAAAUUUACCAACAAAACAAGGGAACAUGGAAAUACCAUUCUGAUCAACUUCUGCAAUUCCUCAGUUAAAAGUGUUUCUACAUUGCUGGAAAAAUCUUUAGUAAUGUUUACCUGACACCUAUUUUUUCAGGGCUCGAUUGCAUUAUCUAAUAAAAGUUAUUUUCUUUGUAUGAA